Messenger RNA from Xenia sp. Carnegie-2017, 2838 nucleotides. RefSeq names its product DNA topoisomerase 3-beta-1-like. NCBI's taxonomy places the organism in Eukaryota, Metazoa, Cnidaria, Anthozoa, Malacalcyonacea, Xeniidae. Bases 105 to 2681 code for a protein of 858 amino acids. The transcript has a single exon. Gene Ontology annotation, molecular function: DNA topoisomerase type I (single strand cut, ATP-independent) activity; DNA binding. The record is from RefSeq and is a predicted model, not a curated record. Gene Ontology annotation, biological process: DNA topological change. Gene Ontology annotation, cellular component: nucleus.
ACCAUAAACAUUGGACUGUGGUCUGUUGUGUUAGUACCCUUGUGGUUAAGAAAGAAAGUUAUUCUGUUUGUGAAGUUCUAGAAGUGCGUUGAUUAUGAUUCACUAUGAAAACUGUGUUAAUGAUUGCAGAGAAACCAUCUCUGGCACAAUCUAUAGCAAAAUUCCUUUCAAAUGGCAAAAUGACGACACGUAAAGGCAUAAAUGGUGCCUGUUCUGUACAUGAGUACAAAGGGGAUUUUUUUGGUGAGAUGGUCAAAUUCAAAAUGACCGCGGUGUGCGGUCAUGUUAUGACGUUAGAUUUUCACAAUAAAUACAAUAAUUGGGAUGCAGUCAAUCCAGUCGAAUUGUUCCAUGCGAAAACAUUGAAAAAAGAAGCUAAUCCGAAAUUGAAUAUGGUGAAAUUUUUGCAACAUGAAUCUAAGGGUACAGACAUCGUUGUCCUUUGGCUGGAUUGUGAUAAAGAAGGUGAAAAUAUAUGUUUUGAAGUUUUGGACUGUGUCUUGCCAGUUAUGAGUCAUCCAACUCGAUCAAACCAGCAAACAAUAUUCCGUGCUAAAUUCUCUGCUAUCACUGAAUCAGACAUAAAAUAUGCUAUGAACAAUCUAGUGAGGCCGGAUGAGAACCAAGCUCGGUCUGUUGAUGCAAGGCAAGAACUGGACUUGAGAAUAGGUUGUGCAUUCACUCGAUUUCAAACCAGAUAUUUUCAAGGGAAAUACGGUAACCUUGACAGCAGUCUUAUAUCAUACGGACCCUGUCAAACGCCAACACUUGGUUUCUGUGUGCAGCGUCAUGACAUGAUUAUGUCAUUUAAACCUGAAGUGUUUUGGCUUCUGCAAGCAAAAGUUGAACAUUCAUUGGGAAAGCAAAUCAUGCUAGAUUGGAAUAGGGUACGUGUCUUUGAUAAGGAGGUUGCUAUAAUGUACCACAGUACGAUUUCUAAUGUUAAAGAAUCAGUUGUUGAUAGUGUUAUCAAAAAAGAAAAAGUGAAGCAACGUCCACAGGCGUUGCAUACAGUUGAAAUGCUUCGUGUUGGAUCAUCUGCUUUGGGAAUGGGCCCCCAACACACUAUGCAGGUUGCAGAAAGCCUGUAUACACAAGGAUACAUUAGUUAUCCUAGAACAGAAACUACCCAUUAUCCUGAAAAAUUUGAUUUAAGAGGUACUCUUCAACAACUACAAAGUGGGACAUCAUGGGGAUCUGCUGUUCAAGAUCUUUUACGGGUAGGGUUAAACAAACCAAGGAAGGGACAUGAUGCUGGUGACCAUCCCCCUAUCACACCCACAAGACUUGCAAGAGAAGGGGAUCUGUCAGGUGACGCAUGGAGACUUUAUGACUAUGUUGUACGACAUUUCGUUGCAACUUUGAGUACAGACUGUAAGUAUCUACAGACUAAGAUUUCAUUCAUUAUUGGUAAAGAGCUGUUUACUUUUGUUGGUAAGACUCCAUCGGAUCCUGGGUUUACAUCUAUAAUGCCAUGGGCAACAAUUCCUGCUGAGGAAACUAUCCCUUCCCUAGAGAAAGGUGAUAAAUGUAAAGUUUCUGAACUGAAAGUAGUAGAAAGACAGACAUCACCACCAGAUUAUCUUACAGAAAGUGAGCUCAUCACCAUGAUGGAGAAACAUGGUAUUGGAACAGAUGCCAGUAUUCCUGUUCACAUCAACAACAUUACUCAGAGAAAUUACGUUCAACUUCAAAAUGGUAGACGUUUAGUUCCUACAUCACUUGGCAUUGUACUAGUUCAUGGCUACCAAAAGAUUGAUCAAGAACUGGUUUUGCCAACUAUGCGGUCUUCAGUUGAAGAAACACUCAAUCUCAUUGCAGUUGGGAAAGCAGAUUUUGGUGCAGUUUUGUCUCACACGAUACACAUAUUUUGUCAAAAAUAUUCUUUCUUUGAGAAAUGCAUUGCUAACAUGGAUGAAUUAUUCGAGGUCUCUUUCACAAAACUUGCUGAUACUGGGAAGGCAUUGUCAAGGUGUGGCAAAUGUGUUCGCUACAUGAAGCUUGUCAAUGCUAAGCCAAUGAGAUUGCAUUGUUCUCAUUGCGAUGAGACAUACAGUUUGCCACAAAAUGGAACUAUUAAACUAUACAAGGAGUUGAAAUGCCCUUUGGAUGAUUUUGAGCUCGUGGUUUCCUCCACAGGUAGUCAGGGAAAGUCAACCCCCAUAUGUCCAUAUUGUUACAACAAUCCUCCAUUUCAAGGUAUGAAGAAAGGCAUGGGUUGCCCUGAAUGCCUGCAUCCAAAUUGUAAAUUUUCUCCUGCCACCCUGAGCGUGACACCUUGCUUCACAUGUGAUGAUGGUAUGGUGGUCUUUGAUCAAAUGUCUGCACCAAAGUGGAAAAUGGCAUGCAAUAAAUGUAAUUUUGUCAUACACAUGUUCGAGGAUGCUUUUAAAGUUACUUUGUCAGAUGAAGGUUGUGAUCAGUGUGGUGCUUCCUUUUUCCAUGUAACAUUUCACAAAGAUCGAUCACCUUUAUCAAACAUGGAAACAGAGCACACGGGUUGUGCUUUUUGUGACCCAACAUUUGUAUCUAUGGUCAAGUUUGAUAUGGCAAAAGGAAGACACCCGAAGUUUCGUCACUACAGGGGUGGAAAACGAGGUCGGGGAAGAGGUAGAGGCAGAAAAAGAAGACAGGAAAAGACUAAGGACAAAAUGGCUCAACUUGAUGCAUUUUUUUUGUGAUUCAUUUUACCAGAGAGAGAAUUUGAACCAUGCUUUCCCCCUGAUGUUGAUGCUAAUUAGAUUUAAUAUGCUUGCUAUUAUGCAAAUUUAUUGAUUGUUUUCCGUUGUGAUGAAUAUAAAUUAGUGAACUGUAAGCUCUGACUGAGCAUUGUGUGGU